AGCACCGUGGACAGCUCCAGUCGCUCUGUAUGUCUUGGCUGAAGCAACAACAGCAUUUAUCUCUGCAUCUCUGUGGAUUGUGCAGACUACCUGCUGCACCUGUAUCAUUAAAAAGUGUUUUUGUGUUUGUGUGUGUAUUUUUAAAGAAGUGGAUCCUGACCGCACCAAGUUCUUUUUGUCUUCCAUUUCCUUUGGAGCAUGGCAACGUGUCUCUGUGACUGUUUCUGAUGCGUGGGAUGUUCCCCCGUAUUGCGCGGAUCCUACUUUAGGAUCUAAAGAAGCGGAGUGAAGUUUGGGCCAGAGGCGAGCCGCAUCUGCAUCACCAACAACGGCGGCUGACAGGCGGUGAGUGGUCCAGAUGCAUUCAGCAGCCAGGAUGAGGUUCCUGUGUGACUUUUUAAAUUCCACUUAAAGACAGAGGAGGAGCCUGACACAUCUGCAGGAGCGGAGCUUCUCAUCGUGCAUCUGCAGAAAGCCUCAUUUCACGCUCUUUCUUCACAUUAGCGCCAAACAAAGACGUCAGAAAUGAAGAAGUUUCGGAAGGUGUUGGACGGGCUGACCACCUCCUCUCCAGGUGGCGGGACUAUGGGAUCGCCAUCGUGUGGUAGCACCGCCGGGACCCCCACCGCGGCGCCGACCCCCAAAGAGAUCGACGUGCAAGAGACGCUCGUGUCAGAAAACUUUCAGCUGUGUAAGACGGUGCGCCACGGUUUCCCCUACCAGCCCACCGCUUUGGCCUUUGACCCCGUGCAGAAGAUUCUGGCAAUCGGCUCCAGAUCAGGUGGUGUUCGGAUACUAGGACGGCCUGGGGUUGACUGCUUUUGUCAGCAUGAGAGCGGUGCAGCUGUUCUUCAACUUCAGUUCCUUAUCAAUGAGGGGGCCUUAGUCUCAGCUUGUGCAGAUGACACAUUACACUUGUGGAAUCUUCGUCAGAGACGACCGGCUAUUCUGCAUUCACUCAAGUUCAACAGAGAAAGGAUCACAUUUUGCCACCUUCCCUUUCAGAGUAAAUGGCUUUAUGUGGGGACGGAGCGCGGGAACACACACAUCGUCAACAUCGAGUCCUUCAUUUUAUCCGGAUACGUCAUCAUGUGGAACAAAGCCAUCGAAUUAUCAACAAAAACUCAUCCAGGACCGGUUGUUCAUUUGAGUGACAGCCCAAAGGAUGAAGGCAAGCUUCUUGUUGGGUUUGAGAGCGGGACAAUUGUACAGUGGGACCUCAGGGCCAAAAAGGCUGAUUUCAGAAUCUACUAUGAUGAGGCCAUCCACUCAGCAUGCUGGCAUCAUGAAGGAAAGCAGUUCAUGUGCAGCCACUCAGACGGCAGCCUGACCCUGUGGAACCUCAGAAAUACCUCCAAGCCCAUCCAGAUCACUUUCCCACACGGUAAAAUACAGAAAGAUGGGAGGAAGGAAUCAUGUAAACCAAUAUUGAAAGUGGAUUACAAGACCUCAAGGAACAGUGAGCCUUUUGUUAUCUUCUCCGGCGGUCUUUCAUACGACAAGGCGGGUCGACGGCCUACAUUAACCAUCAUGCACGGCAAGGCAAUUACAGUGCUAGAGAUGGACUACCCUAUUGUGGAGUUUAUGACGCUUUGUGAUACUCCUUACAAUAACGAAGUCCAGGAUCCGUAUGCAGUGGUGGUGCUUUUAGAAAAAGAUUUAAUAGUGGUGGAUCUGACGCAGAGCAACUUCCCUGUCUUUGAGAACCCUUACCCCAUGGACAUCCACGAGUCUCCAGUUACAUGCACAGCUUAUUUUGCAGACUGCCCUCCAGACAUCAUCCCUGUCCUUUACUCCAUCGGCGCUAAACACAAGAAGACCGGCUACAGUCAAAAGGAAUGGCCAGUUAGUGGGGGAAUGUGGACGUUAGGCUCGCACACCUACCCAGAGAUCAUCAUUACUGGACAUGCAGAUGGAUCAAUCAAGUUUUGGGAUGCAUCUGCAAUUACACUGCAGAUGUUAUACAAGCUGAAGACCUCCAAGGUGUUUGAAAAGCCAAAACAAAACGAGGGCCGUGGUGCAGAACUGGUGGACGAUGACCCUUUUGCGGUGCAAAUGGUCAGCUGGUGUCCCCAAAGUCGCAUCUUUUGUGUUGUGGGGAUUUCGGCCUACAUUAUCCUCUACCGCUUCAGCAAAUAUGAUGCCAACACUCAGAUUGUGUCUCUCGAGGUGCGACUUCAAUGUGAUCCGGAGGAUGUCAUCUCCCCUUCCGAAAAUGAAAACAAUCCGUGCUUCUCAGAGCCCCAGUCGGGCUCUCACUCUCCUCAGCCCCAUCAACCAGUGAGCCCUGGUGGCGGAACACCCGAGUCUUUAAAGGAUUGCACACCCUGCCUUAAGGUAAAGGAUCGGGCGGUGCGGGUACCUCCUGGUUACCAGGCAGAGCUAGUCAUCCAGCUGCCUUGGAUAGAUGGAGAACCUCCACAGCAGGUUUCAAGCCUGGACAUCAACUCCGCCUAUGGCCUUUUGGCAUUCGGGAACUGUAAUGGCCUUGCGGUGGUCGACUACUUGCAGAAAACCAUCCUGUUGUGCAUGUCCACUUUGGAUUUGUACGGAGCCGCCGAUCCCUAUCAACGCCUUACCCGCUCACCCCGCAGGAACAGACAGUCCACCUCAGACUUUUGCAUGCGCGGCCUGUCUAACUUUUAUUCUGAUUCAAAGAAAAGGAUCCGUACAUCCUACCAGAGCCUUACUGAACUAUCUGACAACCAGCAGUCUGUUGACAUGGAGAGAAGCAAGUCGCCCACCUCAGUUCAUUACCCAACCUCCCUUCACAAUGACCCACGCGUCCUGCCAGAGCCUGUGGCCAGUCUGAGAGCCAGCCACUGCAGCCCAGUCUUUUACUUAUUGGACAAUGUAAAGGGACCCGGCAGAAAGUUAAGUCUGCCAACAGAUCUUAAGACCGAUCUUGAUCAUGUCAAUGGACAUUGCACUAGCCCCACCUCCCAGCCCUGCUCGGCGGGGAAGCCUCGCGUCCCGAUGGGUCCCGAGGGGCCACGGCUUGCCCGCAGAGGCCCUGGCCGACCGCCAUUCCGCAAGGCCCAGUCUGCUGCUUGCAUGGAGAUCUCUUUGCCUGUGUCCCACACUGAAGGUUAUGCAUCCAGGAGGGCAAUGCUCCAGCAGUUUCACGGAGUCACAAUGUACUCUCACGACGAACACCACACCACCACCCCCUACUCCUGGAGUGACAGAGAGAGUCGUGAAAACUCCUUCAGCCGCUCACGUAGCUCCAGUGUCUCCAGCAUCGAUCGAGACACCAAAGAGGCAAUCACCACUCUUCAGUUUGGGGAGUCUUUUGGACGAAAGAGCGACACUUUGCCCACACCGUGUCUGUGGGUUGGUACCAGCCUUGGUAUGAUCUUGCUCAUUCCCAUGUCCAUCCCCACUGACCAGGAGGAGAGGAUGGAGGAACAAGUUACCAUUGGUCCCUGUGGUGCAGUUCUGAUGCUAAAGGGCUCUGUGUUGCGCUUUGGCUUCUUGGACUGCAUGGGUGCACUCAUCCAAAGCCCCUACGAGGUUUGGCGUGAUGUCAACGCCCCAGAAGACCCCGACCGACCACGAAAGCGCAAGCUGGUGCAUUUCUCGCCCUCCUCCUCCCAGGAUACCUGCGGAGAAGGACAUCUGGCUAUCGUAUGCUCCGAGAGGCAAGCCAAAGUGUUCUUGAUGCCCUCACAGUCUUGCCUCUUCGUCCACAACAUCACAGAGUCGUCGUUCGUCCUACGGGCUGACGUGGUGUCAGUGUGUAAUAGUGUGUGCCUCGCCUGCUUCUGCGCCAACGGACACGUCAUGACCCUCAGUUUGCCCAGUCUAAGACCGCUGAUGGAUGUUAAUUACCUGCCUCAGACAGACAUGCGCAUUGCGAGAACCUUUUGCUUCACCAACGGGGGUCAGGCACUUUAUCUCAGUUCCCCGACAGAGAUCCAGAGAAUUACAUACAGCCAGGAGAUGUAUGACAAUCUGCAGGAAAUGCUGGGAGAGCUGUUUACGCCAACAGAAACACCAGAGGCCCAGAAUAGAGGCUUCCUAAAGGGCUUCUUCGGAGGGAAUGCUCACACAUUUGACCGAGAGGAGCUCUUUGGUGAGGCAGCAGCAGGUAAGGCUUCUCGGAGUUUGGCCCAGCACAUCCCUGGUCAGGGAGGGGUGGAGGGAAUGAAGGUGGCAGCUAGUGGAGCAGUUGGUGAGCUGGCCAGGGCCCGCAUCGCGCUGGAUGAAAGAGGCCAGAGGCUCGGCGAGCUGGAAGAAAGAACUGCGCUCAUGAUGACCAGUGCAGAAUGUUUCUCCAAGCAUGCUCAUGAGCUCAUGUUAAAGUGCAAGGACAAGAAGUGGUACCAGUUGUAAUUACGAGAGCCAAGUGAGGCUGACUGAUGGAUUUCUGAGGGCGCAUUGUGCUGGGGCGCAGGAAUUUUAACUCUGCGGAUGAGCGAUAAUAAGUGAGGUUGAAGACUUUCUCUUAAUGGCUUCUGAGUCAAAUGUGUAACAUUGUCACACAGUAAGAGGACAGGAGAGAUCCUCAUUUGAUUGUUUGCUGAGAAAGAUGGCGAGAAACAGGAUGGUAGCAUUUGGAGGACCGUGUGUGUGUGUGUGUGUGUGCGUGUGUGUACGUGUGUGAGUGCGUGUUCUGUCCGGGUUUGGACCUCACUGUAUAGAUAGAUACACAACAAUUAUGAUAUCAACAUGACAUGCAUGAAACAAAAAGGAAUGACUAUCAAACUGCCAUAUUAAAAAGCAGCAUGCUUACUUUAAUGCUACUUUGACAGGAGAUUCAAUUAUUAUUAUUUUUUAUUUAAUAAUAUAGCCAACUACAGAAACUAUGAAAAACUUUCUAUUUUUUGAAAUAUUGACAAAAAUCUAUAUAUAAAAACAAAUGUAUACCUGCAUUGCUAUUAAGCCAAAACUUGUGUUCUUUUCCCUUUCCUCGUUUUCCUUUUGACUUUUAUUUCCCGCAAAGAUUUCCUGACACACUUCAAACGCACAUAGUUAUCUUUCUCUUCACAUACUAAAAUAUAACACUAAAACUUUGUUCAUAGCAAGUACUCUUGGCUGCAGCAUAGUGCAACCAUCAACGGAUUUUGCUACUGCACCAUUAAAUCAAGUUUACUUUUGGGCUGCUGCUACUUUCAAAUACAAUAAACGACAAGGCUGUAUUCCACUCCCCAACUACCAAUCAGGAUUCAGAGAAGAAUCGUUUCAGAUGUAUGCAAAGGCUUGGAGAACAUACCAUAUGUUUAUAUCAACCUAUAUAUAGAUAUAUUAUUCACGUGCCAUAAAAAAAUUUCAGUGCAAUCAGUGUAAAGUUACAAAGAGCUAAUAAGUAAUGGUGGUGAGAGGUCAAUGGUUGAUAAAGGGGCAUUUAAUGGAGUCCAAAAAAAUGUGUUUUCCUGAGUACAAUAACACUCAAGAGACUUACAUUUCUGUUGUUGAUUCACCGUUUGGGUCACCAUUUGCGAGAUGUGCAGGUUUAGUGUGAAACUAUGAUGUGCGUAUGUGCAACAACGAGUGCUACACUUUAAAAAAAAAA
Messenger RNA from Syngnathus acus (greater pipefish), 5515 nucleotides. RefSeq names its product syntaxin binding protein 5-like (gene stxbp5l). The transcript is spliced from 30 exons. The record is from RefSeq and is a predicted model, not a curated record. Lineage: Eukaryota; Metazoa; Chordata; Actinopteri; Syngnathiformes; Syngnathidae. Gene Ontology annotation, cellular component: cytoplasm; SNARE complex; plasma membrane. Bases 526 to 4335 code for a protein of 1269 amino acids. Gene Ontology annotation, molecular function: GTPase activator activity; syntaxin binding; myosin II binding. Gene Ontology annotation, biological process: regulation of protein secretion; regulation of exocytosis.